Penicillium nucicola is the source of this 1314-nucleotide messenger RNA. Its product is annotated as pyridoxal phosphate-dependent aminotransferase. Gene Ontology annotation, biological process: amino acid metabolic process; biosynthetic process. The record is from RefSeq and is a predicted model, not a curated record. Bases 1 to 1314 code for a protein of 437 amino acids. NCBI's taxonomy places the organism in Eukaryota, Fungi, Ascomycota, Eurotiomycetes, Eurotiales, Aspergillaceae. Gene Ontology annotation, molecular function: transaminase activity; pyridoxal phosphate binding. The transcript has a single exon.
AUGGCACAUUCAAUGGACACUGUCGUGUCUCGUCGGGCACAUGAGGCAUCUAUAGCUGUGUCCAAGAACCUCAUGUGGGACGUGCUUAGCAAUCCAUGGUGUCCAUCAACGAACCCAGAUGGAUAUGUCAACGUUGGAGUGGCAGAGAAUUCCCUCAUGCACGAUCAGCUGUUGGGUUUCAUCAAUAAGAAGCUCGACCUUCCCGCUAAAUACCUCACAUACAACGACGGAGGAUCAGGGUCAGUGAGACUCAAGCGAGCACUAUCGCAGUUCCUCAAUCGAUAUUUACAUCCCGCAAUACCCCUAGAUUCCAAACAUAUAAUAGUGACGAACGGGGUCUCUUCCGCAAUCGAACAUGUCUCUUGGGCAUUCACAGACCCCGGCGAAGGAAUCCUUCUAGGCAGACCGUUCUAUGGAACGUUCAUACCAGAUAUGUCCUUGCGACCCGGCGCAGUGGUCAUUCCUGUCAACUUUGGAGACUGUGAUCCGUUCAGCAUGGAGGCAGUUGACAGGUACGAGGAAGCUCUGUUGGACUUCCAACGGACAACAAACCAGAAAGUCAAAGCACUGAUGCUUUGCCAUCCUCACAACCCUCUUGGGCGUUGUUAUUCCCAAAACGUGAUCAUCAAAAUGAUGCAUCUCUGCCAACGGCACAACAUGCAUCUCAUCAGCGAUGAGAUAUACGCUCUCUCAGUCUGGGAGAAUACCGUAGAUGAGCAAGAGCAUCCACCCGUCGAAUUUCAUUCGACUCUGUCGAUCAAGUUAAACGGGGUCAUUGACCCGCGGCUUGUUCACGUACUAUGGGGCAUGAGCAAGGACUUCGGUGCAAAUGGACUUCGAGUUGGGGUCAUCAUAUCGCAGUCCAAUAAUGUCUUCCAUGAAGCGUUGAAAGGGAUCUCGCUGUAUUCCUACGCAUCUGGAGUCUCUGACUACUUGGCCUCACUUGUGCUGGAAGAUGUGAAAUUUGUUGAUGAAUAUUUACAUCAGAAUCGGGAGAAGCUAUCGAAUUCUUACACGUGUGCAGUUCAGUAUAUCAGAAAGCAUGAUAUUGAAUAUGCACAAGGCUGCAACGCAGCGUUCUUUCUAUGGGUCAACUUAGGAAAGAAGUACAGCCAGCUGCACCCCGAGCAGAAUACUGAAGACAUCAGUGACAAAGUCAUGCAAGUCUUGUUGAGGGAAAAAGUGUUUUUGGCCAGCGGUGAUUUGUUCGGAUCGGAGCAGCCUGGAUGGUUUAGGAUUGUCUUCUCCCAGCCGCGGGAUUAUUUGAUGGAGGCUUUACGGAGGAUCACAGAUGCGCUUGCGCUUGAAGAUUAG